AAGCGCCUGAAACCCACAUUAGCGGGAAUUUGACGGUUUGUUUUCAGAAAGAAGUUUGCAUUUGAACAAAAUCAUUGAAUAUUUUUGACUAAAACGUUUAUUUUAAUACUCCGAUACUUUCACUCCACUCUCCGGACACUGAAAGGCAUCGUGUCGCCAUGACUCAGAGAAAGAGGACGUCCAACACUCAGAGUAAGAAAACCCCGGGUCCCGCUGCGACUCAGGAGGAAGACGACGACCAGACGUUCACUCAGCCGAGCACCACGCAGGUCCAGAGAGGGCUGGAGAAGCUCACACCGGCUCAGGUCGACCAGAAGACAGCUGAGGUGGUGCAGUUCUUCUUGGUGAAGGAUCAGAAGAAGAUUCCUGUUCGCCGAGCAGAUCUUGUGAAACAUGUGGUGAAGGAGUACAGAAACAUCUACCCUGAGAUCAUGAAGAGAGCAGCACGAAUCUUUGACCAGGUAUUCGGCCUUAAAAUGAUUGAAAUUGACGCCAAAAAUCACAUGUACAUACUCAUCAAUAAGUUGGAGACGGUUGAGGGAGCGUCGCCGAUCACCAACCCGACCAACCCAAAGAUGGGUCUGCUGUUUGUCAUCCUGAGUGUUAUCUUCAUGAAAGGAGGAGUUGUUGGAGAAAACCUCGUCUGGAAGACGCUGAAGAACCUCAAAGUCGACGUCGGAGAGAAACACGAGGAGUUUGGUGACGUAAAGAAGGUGGUCACUGACGAGUUUGUGCGUCAAAGGUACCUGGAGUAUACACGGAUCCCCCACACAGAGCCGAUAGAGCACGAGUUUCAUUGGGGUCAACGUGCUGAGGUGGAGGUUUCCAAAUCAAAGAUCCUGGUGUUCAUGGGGGAGCUCCAUGAGCAGGACCCUCAGAGCUGGAGUCUGCAGUACCAAGAGGCUCACAGCUCCAGCUCCGCGCAGCCCAGCACCAGCAGCCAGAGAUAACUUUUAUAGUAUUACCUUUUUCAUUUGAAAUGAUGGUGCUGAAAGACAGAAGCUACAUCUGUGCCACCAUGUGUUUUGUAUGCAGUUUUGCAAAGCCUUGGAGUCCGUUUAAACUCAGUCAAAUCCAAUCCUAGUUCUAUUUAAUAUUUUAUAUAUUUGUAUGUUCAUACGUUACCUUUGUAGGCUGUUGAGUUUCAAUUUCAUUUUUAAAUAGGAUCACACACAAUAUUCAGGUUUCCAUUUUUGUUUUUAUUGUCUGUACUUUGAAAAGGUACCAGUUAUUUGUUCAUGUUCAGAAAAUAAAAGAUUUUAUGUUUGAUCAA
This is a messenger RNA of Gymnodraco acuticeps, 1273 nucleotides long. RefSeq names its product necdin-like 2 (gene ndnl2). Bases 159 to 950 code for a protein of 263 amino acids. NCBI's taxonomy places the organism in Eukaryota, Metazoa, Chordata, Actinopteri, Perciformes, Bathydraconidae. The record is from RefSeq and is a predicted model, not a curated record. The transcript has 11 exons. Gene Ontology annotation, cellular component: nucleus.